GCUCGCUGUAAAACUACAACUCCCAGAUCCCAUCACGGCAGGAAGUUGGCAGUGGCGGACGUCCUGUGUGUUUCAAGGACAAGGGUCGCUUGGUUAAUCGGUGCAGUUUUCACGUGUGACUUUCACAGUCUCUCUGAUCCCUGCAGUAAUCUCGUUUUAGCUACCAAAGUGAACGAUUAUGGACAGUUUUGGUUCUGAUUUCUCCUCGGGAGCCGCUGGGUCCGGAAAGAUGGACCCGGGCACGAUAAUGGAGCAAGUGAAGGUGCAGAUUGCCGUGGCGAACGCGCAGGAGCUGUUGCAGCGGAUGACAGACAAGUGCUUUAAGAAGUGCGUCGGCAAACCAGGUGGUUCGCUGGACAAUUCCGAGCAGAAAUGCAUCGCCAUGUGUAUGGAUCGCUACAUGGACGCAUGGAACACCGUCUCGCGGGCGUACAACUCCAGACUGCAGCGGGAGAGAGCGCGCAUUUAACCACGCAGCCGUCCGCAGCCCUCCCUGUGCCUCCCGAAAACCGGAGGAAAACACUUUGGAGCAAGGUGUACCAAGCAAGGGGCCACCUGGCAGUGAACUAGGACAUCAACCUGGACUAGGGAGCCCUCGGUGUUAACUUGCUGGCCACCCGCAUCCAGCUGUGCCUUUCCAUCUGUGGCAGUGUAGCUUCCAGCAGUGAAGAGGAUUGGUGUACCCCUUGAGCUGCUUCAGAUCUGUGUUGGGGAAUGUACACCCAUUGACCAGCAGGGCAAAAUGUGCUGCCACCUUUCUGUGUGUUAUUUUCAAGCUUGUUCUUUUACUGGAUUGUCUCUGUGGCUCUUACUCUCCCUCCCUGUGUCUUUGUAGGAAUGCAUGGAGGUCCUGACUUUCCAUUUAUAAAGCAGGUGGAAUGAAAACGCCGUCGGUGUGUUUGUUUGUUUGGUUUUAAAUGACGUUCACAAACAAUGAAAAGGGGAAAUGGUUUUGGUUUCUCAAAUUUGCUUUAUAUAAAUGAAAGUCAUGGGAUCUACCUUGUUAUGUAUCUCCCACCCUCACCCCUCUUGGGUCUCUGCCUGCUUUGUCUGUAGAAUAAAAUCAGGGGUGGGUUGGGUUGGCAGUACUGUAAUGGGGUUCUGUUUUAUUGAUCUGAACAGUGGGGGGAUCCACUCCAAAAUUAAUAAGCCUAGUCUAGGAAAGACCUAUUUUCACUUGUUCUCCUUGCAUUUAACAAAUCCGGUGAACCGAUGGGGGUUCACAUAACGUAAAGGGUUGUUAAGGUGUAAAGAUCAUUAAAAGCUAGUGUCUGGACGGCAAGACCAUUUGAAUGAGAAAAGAGAAACUGUUUCCACUGCCCCAAACCUGUUCAUUACACCAGUCUGAGCUCACUGUUCCCCUCCUUCUCCAUGCAGGAUCAUUCAGGUUUCAGAAGGAGGAAGGUUUGUAGAGUGAGCUCUCUGUGUGGCUUCUCUUAACCCGUGCCUCAUUUCAUGUGGGAAUGUUAAACUGUGGGCUUGACGGCCACGGGCAGAGGAGACCCACACACUGAAUGACAGCGAAGGGCAGAUGAGACAUGAAUGAAAAUGAUCCGUAUUGCAGAUACAAGAACAGCUCUUACAAACUCAACUGCACGUUCUGUCCUUCGAGGCAUUCCCAUUGGGGCUUCAGCUGUUUCACUGCCACUGAGCUACAGUUAAAGCCUGCUUAUCCUAUUGGUCCAAUGGUCUGGCUGUCCUGACACUGGUUUACUUGGUGGACCAGAUUGAAAUUGCAGCUACCUCAAGGCUGAUUUUCAUUAAAAAAAACUCAAGUCAUGUGGCACUAACAUCGUGCUCUACUGUGCAUUUCUGUGUCGCUGCUGGUACUAUUAAUAAAGAAACUGGUUCAUUCUC
Molecule: messenger RNA, 1857 nt
Organism: Acipenser ruthenus (sterlet)
Lineage: Eukaryota; Metazoa; Chordata; Actinopteri; Acipenseriformes; Acipenseridae
Product: mitochondrial import inner membrane translocase subunit Tim13
Exons: 3
Coding region: 179-469 (96 amino acids)
Source: RefSeq, a predicted model, not a curated record